CAACUAGCGUGGCUGGAGAGACGACCAGGACUGCCUACUUGACUGACAACUGAACGGAUUGCCCUGCAAUCGAGACUGGAUGGACGUGAAAACGGAUGGCGCCGGGCGUCUGUUCGCCUGCCCCGUCCUACGAGCCUUUACGCCUCCCGACUUUGCCCCCUUCUUCUCUCUGCCUCUUGUUUCGUCCAGGGCGACGCGGGAAAAUGGAUUCUCAGUCGCUCCUUUCUCUGGCUCCGGAGAGGCGACUGGUGCUAAGCAGGCCAACCUGCGAGCCGCUCGGCAGCCAGAGCUGGAACCCACAGGUCAAGGGGGCGUGGGCGACAGGCGGCCGGGUUUUUUGCCACUGCAGCUCACGAGGAGAACGAGGGGCCGGCCGUCUUGGCUUCCUGAUUGGCGGUCGCUGGACAACCGAGGACCCGUCUGGUCGGACCUGGAUGAGUCGAACGUGGAGGUGGAGGGGCCGAUUCGAGGCAACGCGUGUAAGCCGCCGAAAAUCGUUGGCAGUUGAUGC
Gaeumannomyces tritici R3-111a-1 is the source of this 511-nucleotide messenger RNA. RefSeq lists its product as hypothetical. The record is from RefSeq and is a predicted model, not a curated record. The coding region runs from base 80 to 508 and encodes 142 amino acids. The transcript has a single exon. NCBI's taxonomy places the organism in Eukaryota, Fungi, Ascomycota, Sordariomycetes, Magnaporthales, Magnaporthaceae.